Messenger RNA from Notolabrus celidotus (New Zealand spotty), 1918 nucleotides. RefSeq names its product sec1 family domain containing 1 (gene scfd1). Bases 299 to 1903 code for a protein of 534 amino acids. Gene Ontology annotation, cellular component: Golgi membrane; cytosol. Gene Ontology annotation, molecular function: syntaxin binding. Gene Ontology annotation, biological process: endoplasmic reticulum to Golgi vesicle-mediated transport; intracellular protein transport. The transcript is spliced from 19 exons. NCBI's taxonomy places the organism in Eukaryota, Metazoa, Chordata, Actinopteri, Labriformes, Labridae. The record is from RefSeq and is a predicted model, not a curated record.
AGACAGUGGCGGGAACAGACGGGUUAGAGUUAAAGUAACCCGGAUGUGACAGUUAGCUAGCUACAGACAUGACGGUGUUAAAUUAAACCCGGGUAACCAUCCUCCACUCUGACAGUUAGUUUCACUGAUUAACAGACGUUUCAGUUUCAGUCCAGAGACAGAAACUGUUUCAACUUCUCUUCCUCUUUUAAAAGACUCUUAAACUAACCAAGUUAUUAACCAGCUAACUGAUUAACUAACCAGCUACUUAGCAUGGCAGCUAACCGCUCUGCUAGCUUAAUAAGUCGCCUUGAAGCGAAUGCUGAACUUCAACGCUCCUCCUCUGAAGAACACAGCAGCUGAGCCAGUAUGGAAGGUGUUGAUAUACGACCGGUUUGGACAGGACAUCAUCUCCCCGCUGCUGUCAGUCAAAGAGCUGAGAGACAUGGGCAUCACCCUGCACCUGCUGCUUCACUCAGACAGAGAUCCCAUUCCAGACGUCCCAGCCAUCUACUUCAUCAUGCCCACAGAGGAGAACAUCGACAGGAUAUGUCAGGACCUGAGGAACCAGCUGCAUGAGUCGUACUUCCUGAACUUCAUCUCGGCCAUCAGCAGAAGUAAACUGGAGGACAUCGCCAACGCCGCUCUGGCUGCGAACGCCGUCACCCAAGUCACCAAGGUUUACGAUCAGUACCUGAACUUCAUCACUCUGGAGGACGACAUGUUCGUACUCUGCCACCAAAACAAGGAGCUCAUCUCCUACCACGCCAUCAACAGAGCGGACAUCCAGGACACGGACAUGGAGGCCAUCAUGGACACCAUCGUGGACUCUCUGUUCUGCUUCUUCGUCACACUCGGUGCGGUGCCGAUCAUUCGUUGUCCUCGAGGAAACGCUGCAGAGAUGGUCGCUGUGAAGUUGGAUAAGAAGCUCCGUGAGAACCUCCGAGACGCCAGAAACAGUCUGUUCACCGGAGACAACAUGGCCGCCGGUCAGUUCAGUUUCCAGAGGCCUCUGUUUGUUCUGGCUGAUCGUAACGUGGACAUGGCCACGCCCCUCCACCACACCUGGACCUAUCAGGCGCUGAUCCACGACGUCCUGGACUUCCAGCUGAACAGGGUGAUGAUGGAGGAGGGCGCGGGGGCGGAGCCGUCUCCUGCCGGUGCCAGACCAAAGAAGAAGAACAGAAAGACCUACGACCUGACGGCUGCAGACAAGUUCUGGCAGAAACACAAGGGCAGUCCCUUCCCAGAGGUGGCCGAGUCGGUCCAGGAGGAGCUGGACACGUACAGAGCUCAGGAGGAUGAAGUCAAACGCCUGAAGAGCAUCAUGGGUUUAGAAGGAGAAGAUGAAGGAGCCAUCAGCAUGCUGUCAGACAACACGGCCAAGCUUACCUCUGCUGUCAGCUCUCUGCCCGAGCUGCUGGAGAAGAAGAGGCUGAUCGACCUGCACACCAACGUGGCCACAGCUGUCCUCGACCACAUCAAGAGUCGCAAACUGGACGUUUACUUUGAGUAUGAAGAGAAACUGAUGAGCAAGGCCACUUUAGACAAAUCCCUGCUGGACAUCAUCAGUGACCCAGAUGCCGGUACGCCUGAAGACAAAAUGAGACUCUUCCUCAUCUACUACAUCACCGCUCCACAAGCUCCGUCAGAGACGGACUUGGAGCAGUAUAAGACGGCGCUGUUGGAUGCAGGCUGCGACCUUUCACCUCUAAACUACAUCAAACAGUGGAAAGCGUUUACAAAGAUGGCCGCCACUCCAGCAAACUACGGCAAUAGCGGAGUCAAACCCAUGGGGUUGUUUUCCAGAGUGAUGAACACGGGCUCUCAGUUUGUGAUGGAGGGAGUGAAGAACUUGGUGCUCAAACAGCAUGUGAGUAACACUCUCUCUCUGCAGCCGGACCCUCGACUUCAGUUCAUGUGAACAUCCUCCAAACCC